CAUGCUGGCUGUUUACUACUGGUCCAUUCCCAUCAUCAUCUUUAGCAUCCCUAUUGUGCUUAGUGGAGCUGUGACCUUCCUCCUUCCCGAAACCAAGAGUCAAGAACUGCCCGAUUCAACUAGCGAUGCCGAGGGCAACGGAAAAAUGCUCACCAUGAAAACAGAACAUGACUCCAGGCAGAGUCAACUUAACAUAACAAAAUCAACCAAACUUUAGUUGUUUUUUAGCUUGACAUUUAUACGCAUUUCCUUUUGUUCAGAAUUUGAUUUUUUGGAUCCAGCACCUUUUUUUGAAAUAAAUACAUUUAUUUUAUUCUAAUUAUUAUUUUUAAUUCCCCUGGACUCCCAAAAUGCGGAUCCCCUGUUACAUAAAAGCAGUGUAAUGACAAUUAUAAGAUAGGUUCAAUAAAGAAAUUGGUUUCAAAUGUGGUGCGCAGGCUACGGAAGGAACAAAAAAAAAAAUGAAGCAUUGAUGUGUUUUUCUUAUUUGAAGCCACAAAUGUGUACAGUGGUGUCCAUCAACCAUUAACUCAUUGAGUGUUAAAUAUUGAGUUGCCUGAACCUUAACACAGCCACUUUGUCUCAUGCGUCAAAAAAAAUGGGCUUUGGAGAGAUUCUGCUAACCAUUGGAGAAUUUGGAAUUUUUCAGAAGAGUAUUCUUUUCGCACUAACCUCCCCAAAUUCUUUACUGCCUAUAUGUUUUUCUAGUUUUCUUUUCAUCCAGCCAGAUCCGGAUCGGCAUUGUAACACCAACUGGAUUCUCAAGGCAGACGCUAACCUGACGUUGGAAGAGCAGCUGAACUUGACCGUUCCUCUGGAGCACAAUGCUUCUUUUAGCAGGUGUCGCAUGUUUGCUCCAGUGGACUGGGACAUCGAAACCAUCAAGCGGCGUGGACUCAAUAAGACCACAGUGUGCCAGAAUGGUUGGGUGUACUCGGACACCAUGUAUGAAGCCACGAUAAUCACGGAUUUUGAUCUCGUGUGUGACAGGUCCAGCAUGGCUUCUGUUGUGCAGCCAAUCUUCAUGGCUGGUAUACUCUUCGGUUCAAUUAUUUUUGGGCCUAUACUUGAACCAUUUGGUCGUCUGAGAACCACACAGGUACCAGCAGUGGUCCUGUUCAUAUGCAACACUGUGUCUGGUGUAUCUCCAAAUUUCUAUGUUUACAUUGUUGCGCAGUUCCUGGUUGGAUUUGGUCUUGCGGGCUUUAGAAUUAACUCGACUGUAUUAGCUACAGAGUGGUUAGGGAUGACCAAAAGAUCCUAUGCCUCCUGUUUGAGCCAAAUGUUUGCUGCUCUGGGACAAUGUGCCCUGGCCGGACUGGUUUAUAAAAUUCGGAAAUGGAGAAUAAUACAUUAUGGACUGGCAGUAGUCUAUGGCAUUGUUGCCAUCUACAUUUGGUGGGUUCCAGAAUCUGUCAGAUGGCUGCUGAGUCGAGGAAGAAUGGAGGAAGCAAAGAGGUUGGUCAGGAAAGUUGCAUCUAUAAAUAAAAAGGAAAUCUCUGAGAAUAUGCUCAACUGCAUGGGACAAGAGAAAGAAGAAACACAAACUGGAGUGAUCAAGACCAUAUUUACCACGACGAUUUUACUCAAAUAUUUGUUCAUUGUGUGUUUUGCAUGGUUUUCAGUAAAUCUCGGCUACUUCUCCCUUAUCCUCAAUGUGGGCAAGUUUGGUUUGGACAUCUUCCUGGUUCAGUUCAUCUUUGGCAUUUCGGAAAUUCCCGUCCACCUCCUUUGCAUUUUGGUCUUGGAAUUGCUGGGGAGAAAGAUCUCGUUUAUUUUAACACUUUUGACCGGCGGCUUUAUUUGCUUUUUGACCCUGGCUUUCUCGCAAGACAACGCCAUUGUUAUUACGGCUCUUGUGACCACAGGGAAGUUCUUUUUGAAUGGGGCUACAUCAGUAUGUAUGGUCUACUCUCAAGAGCUCUUUCCCACUUCAGUUAGGCAAACAGCUGUCGGCUUUGGAGCCAUCGCUAUGAGAGUGGCCGGACUGCUAGCUCCAUUGCUCAACAUGUUGGCGGUAUACCACGUGUCCAUUCCAAUCAUCAUUUUCAGCAGCCUCACAGUGUCCAGUGCAGCGCUAGCUUUCCUUCUUCCUGAAACCAGAAGAAAAGAACUGCCUGAGUCUACCAGUGAGGUCCAGGACAAUAGAAAAUGUACAAAGAAGACAGGAAGUGACUUAAGUCUGACUCUACAAAAGAGAAAAGCUACCAAACUUUAAUGUAUGCUUUCUUGUGUGUCUACAAGGUAACAAUAUUAUAAGCACAUGACUACAUGAUUUGAUUUGGAUGAUCCUGUACUCUGACUAAAUAAAUUGACUGAGAGACAUAUAUAUUUUCACCUCAUGCAAAUAAUGUAAUCAAAAUAAUAAAGAUGAGUAGUAUGAG
This is a messenger RNA of Syngnathus typhle (broad-nosed pipefish), 2384 nucleotides long. Its product is annotated as solute carrier family 22 member 13-like. Gene Ontology annotation, biological process: transmembrane transport. Gene Ontology annotation, molecular function: transmembrane transporter activity. NCBI's taxonomy places the organism in Eukaryota, Metazoa, Chordata, Actinopteri, Syngnathiformes, Syngnathidae. The transcript has 11 exons. Gene Ontology annotation, cellular component: membrane. Bases 599 to 2218 code for a protein of 539 amino acids. The record is from RefSeq and is a predicted model, not a curated record.